UAUUUUUAAAUCCAGAGUUGGAUGGAGAGUGAAUUAUCAAAGCUACAUAACCAGUUACGAAGGCUUCAUACCUCCCUCUCUUUAUUACCAAAGUGUACUCCAGUACUACCUACUCUAAAGGAGGUUGAUCCUCUUUAUAAACUGCUGGACCACUCAAGCAUUGAAGUGUCUGGCACAAUGGAUCUGUUAUCAACUGUAUCUCAAGAACUAUUGACCCUAUCACUAGCUAUACCUGGGAAAACUCCACACAAAUUGACUAAUGAGUACAUUACUGACACUGAAAUGGUUAAAAAGGAAUUAUCUUCAACUAAAGACAAGAAAAUAACAAAGACAUUAUUAGAGACAAUACUAACAAGCGUAACAGUGUAAAAAUAUUCCUAUAAUUGUUUUCACCACCUUGCAAGUACAGCUG
Messenger RNA from Amphimedon queenslandica, 412 nucleotides. RefSeq lists its product as uncharacterized. Lineage: Eukaryota; Metazoa; Porifera; Demospongiae; Haplosclerida; Niphatidae. Bases 22 to 369 code for a protein of 115 amino acids. The transcript is spliced from 3 exons. The record is from RefSeq and is a predicted model, not a curated record.